AUGUGCAAAACAGAAAAAGAGACUCCUAUGUAUAGAACAGACUUGUGGACUCUGGGAGAAGGCGAGGGUGGGAUGUUUCAAGAGAACAGCAUUGAAACACGUAUAUUAUCUAGGGUGAAACAGUUCACCAGCCCAGGUUGGGUGCAUGAGACAAGUGCUCGGGCCUGGUGCACUGGGAAGACCCAGAGGGAUUGGGUGGAGAGGGAGGUGGGAGGGGGGACCGGGAUGGGGAAUACAUGUAAAAAAAAAAAAAAGAUACACUAUGGUUGUGAUAAAAAAAAAAUAAAUAAAUUAAAAAAAAAUAAAUAA
Messenger RNA from Rangifer tarandus platyrhynchus (Svalbard reindeer), 309 nucleotides. NCBI's taxonomy places the organism in Eukaryota, Metazoa, Chordata, Mammalia, Artiodactyla, Cervidae. The record is from the annotation of a GenBank genome assembly.